Molecule: messenger RNA, 1309 nt
Organism: Diceros bicornis minor
Lineage: Eukaryota; Metazoa; Chordata; Mammalia; Perissodactyla; Rhinocerotidae
Gene: VSIG2
Product: V-set and immunoglobulin domain containing 2
Exons: 7
Coding region: 85-1074 (329 amino acids)
Source: RefSeq, a predicted model, not a curated record
AGGCCGCCCUGCGGGCACAGCUUUCCCUCCCCCAGACCCAGAUACACAGACGGACCAACAGACAACAGACGGCAGGACGCGGCCAUGGCCUGGCUCCCGGGGCCUCUCCUCUGCCGGGCCCUGCUGGGCUUCGUCUGCAUGAGUGCCCCCGGGGCAGCCGUGGAGGUGAAGGUGCCCGCCGAGCCCCUGAGCGCGCCGGUGGGCCAGACGGCCGAGCUGACCUGCAGCUACAGCACGUCGGUGGGAGACAACUUCGCCCUGGAGUGGAGCUUUGUGCAGCCUGGGAAGCCCAUCUCUGUGUCCCAUCCCAUCCUGUAUUUCACCAAUGGCCAUCUGUAUCCAACUGGUUCUAAGGCAGAGCGGGCCAGCCUACUUCAGGACCCCCCUACAGCUGGGGUGGCCACCCUGAAACUGACUGAUGUUCACCCCUCGGAUACUGGCACCUACCUCUGCCUUGUUAACAACCCGCCAGAUUUCUACACCAAUGGGUUGGGGCUCAUCAACCUUACUGUGCUGGUGCCCCCCAGUCGCCCCUCGUGCAGCCAGAGUGGUCAAACCUCUGUGGGGGGCUCUGCUGCACUGAGAUGCAGCUCUUCUGAGGGAGCCCCCAGGCCAGUGUACAACUGGGUGCACCUUGGAUCUUCUCCUACGCCUUCUCCUGGCAGCAUGGUGCAAGAUGAGGUGUCUGGCCAGCUCCUUCUCACCAAUCUCUCCCUGACCUCCUCUGGCACCUACCGCUGUGUGGCCACCAACCAGAUGGGCAGUGCAUCCUGUGAGCUGACCCUCUCUGUGACUGACCCUUCCAAAGGCCGCGUGGCUGGGGCUGUGAUUGGAGUGCUCCUGGGUGUGCUGUUCCUGUCGAUCGCUGCAUUCUGCCUCAUAAGGUUCCAGAAAGAGAGGAGGAAGAGGCCCAAGGAGACAUAUCAGGGUAGUGACCUUAGGGAGGAUGCCAUCGCUCCUGGGAUUUCUGAGCAAACUUCUCUGAGGACCGAGUCUAGCAGUGGGCUCCCAGAGAGGCGCCCCUCUGCCAGCACUGUAACGACCACCAAGUCCAAGUUCCCUAUGGCUGUCUGAUUUCUCUCUCGAUCCCUGAGGAGGGAUAUCAAGAAUUAAAGCCUGUGGGUACCAUAUUGACUCCCUCUUCUUUCUGCCGGCACAGCAAAUUCCUCUGCGCAGCCCAGAGUAUUACCAAUAAGGGAAGGAACGGCCUUGAUGUCCGAGAGCUGAUGCUGUAGGCGGGAAGUUUGGUUGGCUCCAAGUAGUAGGUCUUAACCUAGGUCUCUCUCUUCCUUUCCCCCUCCCCACCUCC